Euleptes europaea (tarantolino) is the source of this 1929-nucleotide messenger RNA. Its product is annotated as collagen alpha-1(VII) chain-like. Bases 1 to 1929 code for a protein of 642 amino acids. Lineage: Eukaryota; Metazoa; Chordata; Lepidosauria; Squamata; Sphaerodactylidae. The transcript has 31 exons. Gene Ontology annotation, molecular function: serine-type endopeptidase inhibitor activity. The record is from RefSeq and is a predicted model, not a curated record.
AUGGCAGGUGCACCAGGUGAUUUUGAUAGUGAACUGCUUGGGAAGCCGGGUUCCAAAGGUGAUCGAGGUCUACCAGGCCCCCGAGGAGAGAAGGGGGCACCUGGGGACCUGGGGGAACCUGGAGAUCCUGGAGAAGAUGGAGCCAAAGGAUCACCUGGGAUCAAAGGGGAAAAGGGUUCACCUGGGGUUGGCCUACAAGGACCUCCAGGGCAGAUUGGGCCUCCAGGUUUGAAGGGAGACCCUGGUUUACCUGGGCUACCAGGACCUCCAGGUUCAGCAGGUGUGGCAGGGACCCCAGGCCAGCCAGGCCUGAGAGGAGAAAAUGGACAGACUGGCGCACCAGGGCCUCCAGGAGAGCGGGGUCUGAUUGGCUUUCCUGGACGAGAUGGCACUGCAGGAGCUCCAGGACCAUCUGGACCACCAGGGCCAGCAGGUUCACAAGGCACCCCUGGCCUGAAAGGUGAUAAGGGUGACACAGGUAUUGGACUGCCAGGUUCUAGAGGUGAGCGAGGAGAUCCAGGGCCACGGGGUGAAGAUGGGCGCCCAGGCACGGAGGGAGAUCGGGGACCUCCGGGACCUCCAGGAAACAGAGGGGAGAGAGGUGACAAAGGAGAUAUUGGAACUGUAGGGCCAAAGGGAGACAAGGGUGAUACUACUGUUGUGGAAGGCCCACCAGGUGCUCGGGGGAACAAAGGGGAACCGGGAGACCGUGGCCUAAAAGGGAUGGAAGGAGAGAAAGGUGACAAAGGAGAUCAAGGCAUCUCUGGAGAAAAGGGAGUGAGAGGUGAGCAAGGUGAAAAGGGGUCAUCAGGAUUUCCAGGAGCACGAGGUCCUGGAGGGCAAAAGGGAGAAGUUGGUGAGUCAGGAGAGCCAGGAGAGCCGGGGCAACCCGGAAAGGAUGGUAUCCCAGGAUCCAGAGGGGAGAAAGGAGACAUGGGGCCAAUUGGAAUGCGAGGUUCAAAGGGGGAUCGAGGAAUGAAAGGAGCCUGUGGCCAGGAUGGAGAUAAGGGGGAGAAGGGAGAACCAGGCCUGUCAGGUCGAAUGGGGCUUCCCGGGAGGAAGGGUGAGCCCGGGGAAACGGGCAUGUCUGGAACCCCAGGAAUCCCUGGGAAAGAAGGCCUCAUAGGACCCAAGGGUGACAGGGGAUUUGAUGGGCAGCAAGGCUCCAAAGGAGACCAAGGAGAGAAAGGGGACAGGGGUGCACCAGGCGCUAUUGGCUCCCCAGGGCCCAGAGGCAGUGAGGGACCUCCAGGCCCCCCUGGGCCCCCUGGAAGCAUUGGUCCAAAAGGCCCAGAAGGCAUUCAAGGACAGAAGGGUGAAAGAGGGCCCGCAGGAGAGUCAGUUUUAGGACCCCAAGGAAUUUCAGGUGUCCCAGGAGAAAGAGGACCACAGGGAAAUCAAGGGCCUGGUGGCCCCAGAGGAGAGAAGGGAGUACCUGGCAUGACGGAAGAAGAAAUCCGUCUGUUUGUCAGGUCAGAGAUGAGUCAGCACUGCGCUUGUGGAGGCCAGUUCUCCCCUCCAGAUACACGUGUCCUCCCCAACUAUCCAUCCACCCAACCACUCCCGUCUGUUAACGCUCAAAUAGUACCUGUGCUUAAGUUGUCCCACACUGAGGAAGGGGAAGGGGACCACGCACGAAACAUAGUGAACAUAAAUGAACCAGAAUAUGAGUACUUCUACACAGAGGACUAUGAAGAGGGCAUGGAAGCAGAUGGGACAGAGAGUCCUUUGCUAAGGGAUGCUGACGCGUGUGCCUUGCCCUUGGACGAGGGAGACUGCAACAACUACACAUUAAAGUGGUACUAUAACCAAAGAGUAUCUGAGUGCCGACCCUUCAUCUACAGUGGCUGCAGAGGGAAUCGCAACCGCUUCAACUCCAGGGAGGCCUGUGAGCAUCGAUGCAGGCCACAAGCAGCCGCAAUGAACUAG